AUGCAGCUCGUCAUUCGCCCUUUCCUGCGUACCAUUCCCAGUCCACGGUCCUUUGUCUCUACAGUUCUUCUGAAUCGUCCUUUGGAUCAGCUCACCGUCGCUGAUCUCAAGAAGGAAGCACGUUCUCGCGGUUUAUCCCCUACAGGAAACAAAGCGAACCUAUUGCUGCGUAUUCAAGACCACGAAAAAAGCCUGUCCUCUAGUGCCAUUCUUAGUCAAGGCUCGUCUUUCGCUGAAGCACCAGCGCCUGGUAUUCCCGCAGCAAAAGCUCCUGCGACUUUUGCUCCAGAACGAUUUCAUGUCAUAAUACCCGAUGCGUCUUACGAAGAGCCAGAACCUCCCAUUCAAGUUCCUUACGUUCCAGACUUCUGGAGUUCCUCGAGCCAGGCACCAGCAGAGGUAGCUGAAGGCGAGGAAAAUAUGCCAAAGUUGAUUGUGGUGGCUGGUACGGAGACACAUGCAGCUGGCGGGCCUUCACACAUGCUGUUGGACGCGUUGGACGAGGCUACUCCAUCAGCCGAAGAGACCCCAUCAUCACAAAAGACGGAACCGUCAAUACAACCUGGAAAGGGAGGUCUACUAGACGAUAUGGCGGAAGACCUCGGGCUUCCUUACCCUAACGAAAUCAAGAAGUCGUUCUGGAAAUUUUUUUCUUGA
This is a messenger RNA of Marasmius oreades (fairy-ring Marasmius), 657 nucleotides long. RefSeq lists its product as uncharacterized. The transcript has 3 exons. Lineage: Eukaryota; Fungi; Basidiomycota; Agaricomycetes; Agaricales; Marasmiaceae. The record is from RefSeq and is a predicted model, not a curated record. The coding region runs from base 1 to 657 and encodes 218 amino acids.